AUAAUUUGUACUACCGUGCCAAGUUGAAUUAUUUUUUAACCGAAAUUGAAUUUUUCCAUGAGAGUCUUAUUAGAAUAAUAACGUAAUUUAUAGAAAUACAAUAAAAUGUUCGCUAAACCAUAUAAAUUAAAGUCUAACAAUACUUUAAAGAAUUCUGAAAAGAAACACCUCGCACAACGCAUACAGGAUGAGUUCCCGUCGACAACAGAUGAGAAAGUAAAGGAAAUAGUUUCCGUGAAAUCGACCUGUAUUUGCAUGAGAUUAGUGCUGCAUUCGGGUGACUUAGUAAAUGUUUACUCAGUAGACGGCAUCCCAAUGGUCAUAGAAACUAGUGAAGCACUCAUCCCUACAGUGUGUGCCCUGUGGAAGGUGCCUAACUUAGUCCCUGUACUGGCAAUUCAUACUCCAGUACUUGCCAAGGUUCAAGGUGGUGCACCUGUUUACUUGCCAGGCGUGGCUAUACCCAGUGGGGGCAUUGGCUUCCCAAUGUUUCAGCGAGGCAGUCUCAUUGCUAUGUGCACUCAAGAAAACGCCGCCGCCUGUAUUGUGGGACGAGCUGCAAUGUCCAGUGCAGACAUGUUACUCAGACCUGCCGGUGUUUGUUUGGAAACUCUACACGUUUUUGGUGACUUACUGUGUAAGGACAGCAAGUUCAGCAAAGUAGAGAGGCCAAGACUGGGCCCUGCAGGGUACAGUCCCACAGACAUCACUAUAGACUUGACUGCACAUGUUACUCAGCUAACUAUUCAGCCACCACUGAGAGAAGAGUGGCCCAGCUUAGGCAGGCAAGAGGCGCCUGCGCCGCUACCUGUACAGAACGAACCUUCAGUGAUACCCGACAAUCUCAAGGAUGAGGUCCCAUCCACAAAAGAAGAAAAUGCAGAUGACACACUUAUAACUGACGACUCGCAGAUGGAAGAGGAUGAUAUCCCGACAGAUAUGGAUGGCCUACUGCAAUGGUGCCUUCUGUCAUUCUUAAAGUUAGAAGCAAAGAACAUUGAACUGCCACUCAAAACUAAUCUUCUUUAUAGGAACUAUUUAGUAGCGCUGUGCCCACCUGAUCGAUCGUUAGAAGUAAAAAAAUCGUCAUAUAAAAAAUUAGGAAAAUUCCUUGAAGUAAUGCAACAGGAAGGUUUGCUCGAGGUGCGGGAAAUAGAAAAGGGCGUGGAUGCCGUGGUCGCGGUGAACGUGUCACACCCUAAGGUGCGCGCGCACGCCCCCGGCGCGCGAAUUGCGCCCGCGCCCGUCGAGCCCGCGACUGACUACGUGGCGCCGCAAGUGCGCGAAAUGUUCUGCGUUACCGCUAAUGUCGCAGACAUCUUCGCUCCGCUCAAGAAGGGCACAGCGCUGACGGCGGCCGAGGUCCGCACGACGCUCACGGAGUACGUCAAGACGCGCCAGCUGAACUCGUCGCAGCUGAAGGGAGCAGUUGUCUUAGAUGCAGUACUUGCUAAAAUUACGGGGAAAUCUGAACAGGAGGCAGUUAAAUGGGACGUGUUGAUGUCGAGCGUGCAGGGCAAGAUGACUCCCAGUACAGAGAUGAGGUUUUCUGACGGCACGGUCAAGCUCACCAAGACCAAGCUCGAGCCAGUCAAGAUGCAGGUCGCGUCUCGGAGCGGGAACAAGAAGGUGACAUUAGUAUCAAACUUAGAACAGUUCGGGUUCAACCUGGCAGCAUUGAGCCACGUGUGCCAGACGGGCGUGGCGGCCUCAUGCGGUGUCACGCGCUCGCCCGGCGCGCGCGCCGAUCAGCUCAUGCUACAGGGAGACCAGACAUACUUCGUAGCCAAAUUGCUCAUAGAGAAGUAUGGUCUACCAAAGAAAUUUGUGGAAGGAGCAGACAAGGCACUCAAGAAGAAGAAAUGAUUUAGGCAUAGUACAGAAGAUAACAUGGACGCAAGUGUUAGUAAACAGUGCAGUGAUAAUCUGUGUGAUAAUGAAAUAAAACAAUACAAGAGCUUUUUAGUUUAUACUUAUAUUUACCCUUAUUAUCUAGUGCACCAGCAACCAGUGAGUUGCAGUGGUUUAUACAAAACUACAUCUACAAUGGCAUACCAGUUACAUACUGAAAUAGUUUCAUAUCUAUAUAUUUUCUUAACAACUAGAACUUCACAAGUAAUUUUAUUUAAAAUAAUACUUAUUUCAAUAUAAGGAAGACAAAAGACUAAAAUUCGUAUUGCCUUAACCAUGAUUGUAUAGUGAUUUAAAAAAUGACAAUUCAUACAUCGCAUUUGCAUAGAGAUAAAUCUAAUAAACUGUACAUACAUAGUUGUUAAAUCACAAUUAUUUACAAUGACAAGGUACUAUAACACAAUUAUCAUUAGAAAUAUAAAAUGUUUAUAUAAAAAUAUUCUUUUAUAUAAUUUUACUAUUCUAGGGUUAGGGUGGGUUGAUGUCCGUAUUUCAUUUUGUUAUUUACUAAUAAAAUGUCAAAUCAUAGAAAAAAUUAAUUCUAAAAUAAUGUUAAGUAAUUCAUGUUGCUUACUCUAAUAUUAUACUAUAUGGAGAACCACAACCAAAUACUACUCAAUGCCUUGUAAACUAAUUAAUAUUCAUAUAAUUUCCUUACUACUAUACUACAAGUAACAAAAAUAAAUUUCAUCAGAGAUCAAAUUUACAAUCACAAAUUGAUAUAUUGUUCUGAACUUUUUCAUUAAAUUUUACUGGAAGACAUGAAUUUGAAAGGUGUUUUAAAGUUAAGCAGUGACUUGCGACUUUUAGAUUUCUUGACAUCAGGUGGUGCUACAGGUGUCUGUGGAGCACACUGGCGCAUGGCAGAGCGAGUCCUCUCAGAGAUACUGCCAUCACUCACCUUGGUACUGGUGGACUCCAUGCUCCAGUGGCUCUUGCAGGAGAACAUGGACUGCCUAGAAGUGUUUGAGCUCCUUGAAGUGAGGCUUGUUUUAGAGGGAGUCUUCCUCAUACUGCCAUGGUUUAUGUUUGUGAUGUCACCAAACACAUUCUUGCUUGUUUUAGCUAGCUUAGAGGGAGAUGAAUGAACCCACUGCAUUGAAGCUCUUUUUUCAGAAGGAGACUUUUUUAAGUCUAAGUAUUUGAAUCUGCCAAUGUCUUUAGCCAGAGCCUCCUGCCUCGGAACUUGAUAGCCUUCUGCAUCCACAUUAUCCAACUCAUAAAAAGUUAAUGUCACACUGUCAUCACUCUCUGUGAAUGGAUUGUUGGAUGUGAAGUGAACUUUCUUAGUGGACACCUCAGGGAAGAUUUUGCGGCGCGGCAUGUUGUCUGCUGUGAACUUGGCGCCAGUCACGAUGAUGCUGCCAUCUCCGGCAUCGGCUGACAGUGAGCUAUCCAGGUCCUCAUAGCCACAGCUCUUCCUGCGGCCCUUGGAGCGCGCUGAGGUGCUUCGUGGGCGUCGUCGCCGCGACACCCAAUCCCUUCUAUCAUCUUUAGCCUGUGUUAGCAUCAGAGGCAAAGUUAUACCGUUACUUUCACUCUCACCUGCCAAGUCUAAGGCGGCCCUGCUUGGCACAAUUUUGGUAGAUGGACUGUUCACUAUUUCCUUGGCUACAAGAUCCCUCUCUCUCUUGUUGAGCGACUCCUCGCGGUGGCGAAGCGCUAUCAGACGUGACAUCCAUUGCUGGCUGAGAGUUUCUUCAGACACUUGCUGGGGACAGUUGAAUGUAUCCAAUGUGUCUGUGAAGGGUCUCCUGCUGCGAGGGACAAAGCCAGGUAACUCCAGAGCGAGUGCAGCCAGUGUAGGAGACAAGGGACCGGUUGGCGAGCUUGCCUCAGCUGUUUGUAUCUCAGCUUUUCUCUUUGGACUGAUGUUACAGUAAAUAGGACUGUCCAUAACAUUGAAUAGUGUCCUGGGCAGAGGCUCUACAGCUCUGCAUAACUCUCCAGCCUUCUCUGAGUCACAUUUAUUCACUUCAGAUGUAUUGUAAGAGUGAUCACCCGAGAUGAUUAUUUCGUUCAAACAUUUAGGCUUCACUUUGGAUUCCAGAUUCAUAAGAACAGUAGGAUGGUAUAGGACGACAUCAGGGCGCAUAUUGGUACUCUUCUCAUCCACAAGAAAGCCCACAAUGUCCCUGAGAUCAUCACUGUAGGGAAACUCCUUAAUCUUGUUAGUGCCGGGCCGGUAGCACAACGUGUGAAUUACUUCAGCGACCUGACGCAUUACGUCUGAGGGCUCCGUAGACCGAGACAGCUCGAAGCAAUUGAUGCGCAACUCGCCGCUUUCGUUCACAAAGAUGGAUCCGGGCGUAAUGCAUUUCUGUACAAUAAGGACGUGUAUGUCUUCGAUUGCCUUACAAACUCGAGCCAAUUCGUGAAGCAGGUACCAGAUAAACCCCUCUGCUAUGAACUUGUCAGUGGCCUUGCAAACUUCUAUCAAUUCCUGCACACUUCGCCAUGAAUUAUAUUCAAGGACAAAGUACAAUGUUUUCGAAGGAGUGUGGAAAAUAGUAUCGUAGUAUCGCAAUAAGUUCUUCGAUGUCACUUUACUAAUUGUUUUCACUUCAUUUGCAACAUUUUGUAUUUGUUCGCUACUGAACGCGGAGCAAUCGUACGCCUUCCACGCAAAUAUGUUGUUUGUGACCUUGUGUUUCACUUUGUAGAACGUACCACCGCAGAAAACGUCUAUAACUUGAUAAUCCUUUAAUUUUUCCGCCAUUAUACUAGUUAUAUUGAAUUAAAAUAAAAUAUUUCACAUUUUGCGAGUGAAACAAAGCCACUGUACUUUUGAAUACCGGUGACGGUUACAGAACUAGUGGUGCCCUGACACGAUAUUUAAAAG
This is a messenger RNA of Spodoptera exigua (beet armyworm), 4753 nucleotides long. The record is from the annotation of a GenBank genome assembly. Lineage: Eukaryota; Metazoa; Arthropoda; Insecta; Lepidoptera; Noctuidae.